Molecule: messenger RNA, 4587 nt
Organism: Colletotrichum orchidophilum
Lineage: Eukaryota; Fungi; Ascomycota; Sordariomycetes; Glomerellales; Glomerellaceae
Product: Sec7 domain-containing protein
Exons: 2
Coding region: 1-4587 (1528 amino acids)
Biological process (GO): regulation of ARF protein signal transduction
Molecular function (GO): guanyl-nucleotide exchange factor activity
Source: RefSeq, a predicted model, not a curated record
AUGCCUUUUCUACGCCGUCGCGGCAACAUGGUCAGCGAGACCGAUAUGAGGCGCCAUACCAUUCUUGAGACCGAAACUGCACCCCAGCUACCGCCGCUUCCCCAGCAUUUCCCUCCUCAGCGGCCUCAAUCCCACCAUCAACAACAAGACCAGCUGCCGCCGCCGCCGCCGUCACCCUCCCGACCCCAAUCACAGCAGCACAAGAAGCAAAAACUCGACGACCAGCCGAAAGCAAUACCCGAACUCAAGCUGCCAUUCCUACCGCCGCCGCCGCUGUCGCAGCUGGAACAGGGGCAGGAACAGGAACAGGAACAUCAAGGGGAACAACCGCGACUAUCCGUGUCUAUUUCGAUUCAGGAGCCUCUGCCCACGUCUUUGGCCGUACCUGGGCCAUCCGACGCCGACAAUGGCGCUCUCAGCCAGCGAAACCCUGACGACCAAGAGACGCGACCAGAUACUCCUCCCAUUCAAGAAGAAACACCGAAACACCGACGUUUCUCCAUAUUGAGGUUUCGCAAUGCAUCCGACUCGCAACUGUCUGUCAGGGCUAAACAACAGGCCGAGAAGCCCCCUCCUAUACCUCGCCCCCCUGAGAUUAUCACGACUGCUCCUACCGCCGACUUUCAGGUUCCCCAGAAGAAGCAAUCACGCAUGCGACUCGCGGACCGCUUUCGACGUUCGGGCGAAAUACCAAGACACAGCGAGGAUGGCGGCGGCAGGGCCAUGACGUGGAAAUCGUCAAGAAGAAAGACGGGUUUGGAUGAAAUGGAAUCAAGAAACCGACCAACCCUCGUGACGUUCGAAGAGCCCGACCGCCCAGCAUCGUCGAGAGCGCCAACCAAUGGAGAGCAUCACGACGUCCCUAAUCUAUCUCUUCCCAGCAAUCGAGCCUCAGAAUCGUCACGGUCCGACGUUAGCUCAGGGGAACAUUUGUAUGUUACAAAUGCCACAGGCAACUCGCCCCCGGUGCCUUCAGGAUCCAACUUCUUUCGCCUACCUCGAAGGAAACCCAAGACUGCAGCGCCAAUGUUCGACUUAUCACAUUUACCACAGAAGGGCAAACCUUCAAUUGGGACUGACAACCCUGCCACUUCAUCUUCAUCUCUCGGCGGACCCCAGCCGACCGCUAUUUCUACUUCUAGAGAGGGCACCCCGCGUCCUCAGCAAGGCUCGCGGCCGCAGUCGAGUCACAGUAUGCGGGCCAAUUCCGUAGCGUCCUCUGCGCAUGAGCAAUCAGCGAAGCCAAGUGCUUCACCCGCCACCGCUCUAUUUAAACCAGGAUCGACGAAUUCGGGACAAUCUUCCCCUACGCGUGCCCGCUUACAGCGCCGUGGCAGGUCUUCAACCUUGAGUUCUCUUGGAAGAGAAUCGACAGAUGGCCAUCUAGAUCCAGGAAAUGGGCGAGCGUCGACAUCGGUUGGUCGAAAAAGCUUUGGUGAUUUGUUUGGGCUAAAUCGACUGCGCCAGAACUCUGACCUCGGCCAGGGACGGCAAGGCAGCUUAACACCAGCAACACCUGGAUCCAAUACUUCGAAGAACAAUUCUUUGCAGAUUGCGCGAGAAGCCAUUCCUCUACCCGACAGGCUUGAGGACGAAACUCCCGUCAAAUACCUCGCUCGGAUCGAGGAGAUAUUAAGUCGCGGAGUUAUUGCCAGUGCGUUGUCUAAGGGAAGUGAUCCAUUCUCGAUAGCAGUUUUGCGCAGCUACAUGCGCCGCUUCAGCUUCUUUGAGUAUCCAAUGGAUAUGGCCAUCCGAAAGCUACUCAUGGAGGCUGAGCUACCAAAGGAGACACAGCAGAUAGACAGAUGUCUGCAAGCCUUUGCGAACCGUUACCACGAAUGCAACCCCGGCAUUUAUGCCUCUCCAGAUCAGGCGUAUUUCGUCGCAUUCUCUCUACUAAUUUUACACACUGAUGUUUUCAACAAAAACAACAAGCACAAAAUGCAGCAACCCGAUUACUUAAAGAACACCAAGGGAGAGGGUGUUUCAGAUUCGGUCUUGAGCUGUUUCUACGACAACAUUACGUAUACCCCUUUCAUUCAUGUCGAGGACGACUUGGACCUCAACAGCGAUCGACUCUUGGCAAACAGGGCCAAGCGGAAGACGAUUUUCCCGGGAGGCACACCGGAAGCUACUGCCAGGCGGUCAAACCGAGAGCCUCUCGAUCCUUACACACUUAUAAUAGACGGCAAGCUGGAUAUCUUGCGACCGAGCCUCAAGGAUGUCAUGGAACUCGAGGACCAUUAUAAUUAUUUAGGGACGGCAAAAGAUCUCAACGUAAAGGAGCUUCAGAGGACGUUCUUUAGAACAGGCGUGUUGCAGAUCGUGUCGGCCAGGUCUCGACCCGAUGCCUUCCGUGACGACAAGGGCUCCAGCAACCCGGCUGAGGCGGCGCAGGGCGUUGUGGAUAUCAAGAUCACCAAGGUCGGGCUCUUGUGGCGCAAAGAUGUCAAGAAGAAGAAGACGAGGUCACCGUGGCAGGAAUGGGGAGCCAUUCUCACGGGCGCUCAACUCUACUUCUUCCGUAACACCACUUGGAUUAAAAACUUGAUGCAUCAGUACGAGUCUCAUGUCAAGCAGGGGUUCGAUGGUGAGCCAAUCACUUUCAAACCACCUCUUCCGGAAUUCAAACCAGACGGGUAUCUGCCGACUAAGGAGGCCGUUGCCCUCGUCGAUUCUACCUACAAGAAGCAUAAGAAUGCCUUCAAAUACGCUCAGCCCAGCGGCUAUGUGGAGGAAGUUCUUCUGGCCGAUAAUGAGGAGGAGAUGAAUGAUUGGCUAGCGAAGCUGAACUACGCGGCUGCCUUCACGACGUCAGGUGUUCGUAUGAGGGGCGUCGUGGGAGGCAAUUAUGAGGGCCAAAGUCGGCGCGGCAUUAGGAGACUCGGCAGCUCAGCCUCUGCCCAGGUCAUUCAGACUCCAACUGGCGAUGUUAGCAUUGUUCGAGGCAAGAUUGAUCACAAAGAGGCCGAAUCCAUUCACGCGCAACGGCGGCAGACUAUGAUGGACGCAGUUGCCAAAGCCGAUGAAGAAAUUGCUCUGAAGGAGCAAGAAUUAGAAGGGCACUUAAGGAACGCCCGGCACCUUCAGAUCUUGUCGCCCAUCCAAGGCAAAACCAGAGAUCAGAUCCUAUCAGCUGCAGCUCACAUGGACGUCAAGAUCAAAUGGACUCGCAUGGACAUGUGGAAAUCAAUGUGCCAUCGCGAUGUUUUAUUGAAGGACCUGGCCGAGGAACAGAGUCUUCGGGGUCUGACACCUACCACAACUCCAAACGGCCGGGAGCCCCGUGAGACAUCACCUUCUUCUAGAGAAAGACCCUCCAUUCCUGAUGCUGUCUCGUCAAAUAGCGUGGGACGGAGGCGCAGGCGGUCAUCUGCUGCAGUCUCUACAAACCAGCCGUUGAGAACGCCGCAGGCAGAGCCCGACUCUCCUGUUACUGAAGCUUAUCAAACACCGCCGACCAGUGCUACUUUUAGCCCGCACAAAUAUCAAAACUCUUGGGACUCCAAGCUUUCCAAGUCGACGGAGCAUGCACAGCGUCAGAGACCCGGUUCCAGUUCCAGUCAGUCAUCUGGCGAGCCGACUUUUUACAGCCCGCAACAACAUUCAACGCAGAAGAAGGGCAACACCGCUGAGCAGCCUGCAGACAACGACCGACAUGACGACGUUGAUGCAAAUGAGCGGGCGCUACUACAGCAAGCCGGCCUGCUCGAGUCAGGUUCUCGCGGACGAAUUCCCCCGCCGGAACGGAAGCGCACGGGGUCAUUCUCUGAGCCAGGAGAUGCCUCGGAGUCUCGAGAUACGCCAGGCUCAAUCGAUAAGCAGGACAAGACCAAGAUCCGACGAAGCCUUCAACGCACACUCAGAGAAAGUGCUGGCCAUCUUUCACACCAUCGCAGCAGGAAAGGCAAAGAUGUCAUUUCCAGUGGCGGUGCGGACGAAACAAGCCGCGAGGACGUGCUCACCAGGGGCUCCGGUAGUUUUGUCGUACAUGGAAAGAAGGCGUCCGUCAUCAACUUUGGCUCUGAGCUACAGCAACUAACUCCGGAGGAGCGCAUGAGGCAGCGAAAGCAGGACGAACCCGCAUCUCCCGUCAGUAUCGCGGAAGACUAUCACGAUGCGUUGAAUAGUUCGCUGGAACCAAAGGAAAGAAGAGGAUCAGCAGCCAGCGCCAGCACUGCCACGGCUAGGAGCUUCCGUGAACUUCACCGCAAGUAUUCUUCAGCACACGCGUCCAAAGCACCCAUCUUUGGCGGGCGGCUUUCGGUGCCAUCCGAUGGCGAGAGUGAGGCAGCAGUCAGUUUUUCCGAGGGACGAAGGACACCACUUCCUCCAAUUGAGAAUGAGUCCGGGGACGAAGCAGAGAACGAGAUUGCUGCAGACAGUCCGCAUGUUGCCAGCCCGCGGCCCACAACUAGCCCGCAGCUGAUUAUAAGUCCACAGCCCAUAUCUGCUGCGCUGGCAACUCCACUAGCAACCCCAUCUGAGCCUACGACGCCUCUGGAAGCGCAAGUGGACGAGGAGGGCGAGAGGGGUGCUGAGAUGCAGCGACUGCCUAGCCCACCUGUGCAAGCAGUCAAAGCCUAG